GUGCUGCGCCACCGGCCAUGGCGAAAUCCAGCGCCGACGACCAGGAGCUCCGGCGAGCAUGCGAGGCCGCAAUCGAAGGCACCAAGCAGUCUGUCGUCAUGUCGAUCCGCGUCGCCAAGAGCCGAGGCAUGUGGGGCAAAACUCACAAGCUCGGCCGCGACAUGGCCAAACCUAGGGUUCUUGCCCUCUCCGUAAAAAACAAAGGCCAGCGAACUAAAGCCUUUCUUCGAGUCUUAAAAUAUUCCACUGGAGGAGUUCUUGAGCCUGCAAAGUUAUACAAGCUAAAGCAUCUUUCAAAGGUGGAGGUUUUAACAAACGACCCUAGUGGAUGUACUUUUACUCUGGGUUUCGAUAACCUUAGGAGCCAAAGUGUUGCUCCUCCUCAAUGGACCAUGCGAAAUAUUGAUGACAGGAACCGCCUUUUAUUGUGUAUUUUAAACAUAUGCAAAGAUGCACUGGAACAGCUCCCUAAAGUUGUUGGUAUAGAUGUUGUUGAGAUGGCUCUUUGGGCUAAGGAAAAUACACCAGCAGUUUCUAAUCAAAACAACCAGCAAGAGGGACCUGCUGCAUCAACAGUGACUGAACGUGAAAUGAAAGUAACGGUUGAGAAAGAACUUGUCUCACAGGCUGAGGAAGAGGACAUGGAGGCACUUUUGGGAACGUAUGUAAUGGGUAUUGGUGAAGCAGAGGCAUUUUCUGAAAGGUUGAAAAGAGAACUUCAGGCUCUGGAAGCAGCAAAUGUGCAUGCCAUUUUGGAAAGCGAACCUUUGAUGGAUGAGGUUUUGCAAGGGAUUGAAGCAGCAACAAAUUGUGUUGAUGACAUGGAUGAAUGGUUAGGCAUCUUCAAUGUGAAACUCAGACACAUGAGAGAAGACAUUGAAUCGAUAGAAACCCGCAAUAACAAGUUGGAAACGCAAUCUGUAAAUAAUAAAGCACUCAUCGAGGAACUUGACAAGCUUCUUAAAGGCUUGCAUAUCCCUACAGAGUAUUCAACAUGUUUGACAGGAGGUUCAUUUGACGAAGCACGUAUGCUUCAAAACAUAGAAGCAUGUGAGUGGUUAUCUGCUUCCCUACGCAGUCUUCAAGUACCCAAUUUGGAUCCUAUCUAUGCAAACAUGCGAGCUGUCAAAGAGAAGCGAGCCGAACUUGAAAUAUUAAAAGCUACAUUUGUAAGAAGAGCUUCUGAGUUCUUGCGAAAUUACUUUGCUAGUUUGGUGGAUUUCAUGAUAAGUGAUAAGAGCUACUUUUCUCAGCGAGGGCAACUGAAAAGGCCUGAUCAUGCUGAUCUUCGGUAUAAAUGCAGGACAUAUGCUCGCCUUCUGCAACAUUUAAAGACACUUGAUAAGAAUUGCCUUGGUCCGCUGAGAAAAGCAUAUUGUAGCUCCCUCAACUUGCUUCUUCGUCGGGAGGCUCGUGAAUUUGCAAAUGAGCUUCGUGCUAGCACGAAGGCAUCAAAAAAUCAGACUGUCUGGCUUGAAGCUUCUGGUGGUUCUGGUCAAAAUGUGAAUGCUGCAGACACUUCUACUGUUUCUGAAGCUUAUUCCAAGAUGCUCACAAUUUUUAUCCCACUCCUUGUAGAUGAGAGUUCUUUUUUUGCACACUUUAUGUGCUUUGAAGUUCCUGCACUUGUUCCUCCAGGGGGUACUGCCAAUGGAGAUAAAUCUGAAUACAAUGAUGAUGACCCCAAUGAUGACGAUUUGGGAAUCAUGGACAUUGACGACAAUGACAGUAAAGCUGGUAAACAAACAGGAGAACUUGCAGCAUUGAAUGAAUCUCUUCAGGAUUUACUUGAUGGAAUCCAAGAAGACUUUUAUGCUGUGGUGGACUGGGCAUACAAGAUUGAUCCUUUACGCUGCAUAUCAAUGCAUGGGAUUACAGAGCGUUAUCUUUCUGGUCAGAAAGCUGAUGCAGCAGGGUUUGUGCGUCUGCUGCUGGGUGAUCUGGAGUCAAGAGUAUCAAUGCAGUUUAGUCGUUUUGUUGACGAAGCAUGCCACCAGAUUGAAAGAAAUGAGCGCAAUGUUAGGCAAAUGGGUGUCUUAUCAUACAUCCCAAGAUUUGCAACUCUGGCAACACGAAUGGAGCAGUAUAUCCAGGGACAAUCUAGGGAGUUAGUUGAUCAAGCAUACACAAAAUUUGUUAGCAUAAUGUUUGUGACUUUAGAGAAAAUUGCACAAACAGAUCCAAAAUAUUCUGACCUUUUCCUCUUAGAGAACUAUGCUGCAUUUCAGAAUAGUUUGUAUGACCUAGCAAAUGUUGUUCCCACAUUGGCCAAAUUUUAUCACCAAGCAAGUGAAGCUUAUGAACAAGCUUGCACACGCCAUAUCAGUAUGAUCAUAUAUGCUCAAUUUGAGCGGCUUUUCCAGUUUGCUAAAAAAAUAGAGGAUUUGAUGUAUACAAUCGCUCCAGAAGAGAUCCCUUUCCAGCUUGGUUUGUCAAAGGUGGAUUUGCGGAAGAUGUUAAAAUAUAGUUUAUCUGGGCUUGACAAGUCCAUCAGUGCAAUGUACAAGAAGUUGCAGAAAAACAUGACAUCAGAAGAAUUGCUGCCUUCCUUGUGGGAUAAAUGCAAGAAGGAGUUUCUUGACAAGUAUGAAAGUUUUGCUCAACUUGUCAACAAAAUCUACCCCUCAGAGACCAUUCCUACUGUAACAGAGAUGAGAGAACUUUUGGCUUCCAUGUAAAUUGAGAGUUACUGUCCUGUAUAAUUAUAUUUUUCCAUAGGUAUAUUGAGGAUGAAUUGUAGCUAUGUAAUCUUGUGCUUUCUUUUUUGUAGAAAUAUUAUCCCAAAAAUUGGUUUUCCAUUGUCUCCUGUUGUCAAUAUAGGUUGAAAACAUGUGUAAUUGUUACAUGAGAGAUAUAUUGUUAAUAUACUUGUUCAUUUUCGCCCCGUA
Messenger RNA from Fragaria vesca subsp. vesca, 2888 nucleotides. Its product is annotated as exocyst complex component SEC3A-like. Gene Ontology annotation, cellular component: plasma membrane; exocyst. NCBI's taxonomy places the organism in Eukaryota, Viridiplantae, Streptophyta, Magnoliopsida, Rosales, Rosaceae. Bases 18 to 2678 code for a protein of 886 amino acids. The transcript is spliced from 25 exons. Gene Ontology annotation, molecular function: phosphatidylinositol-4,5-bisphosphate binding. Gene Ontology annotation, biological process: exocytosis; Golgi to plasma membrane transport. The record is from RefSeq and is a predicted model, not a curated record.